AUGUUGCAGCUAAACAUCUUGCUCACAGGUACACCAGGGGUUGGAAAAGCCACACUAGGUAAAGAAUUUGCAUCGAGAUCAGGACUGAAAUACAUUAAUGUGAGUGAUUUAGCUAAAGAAGGACGGUUAUAUGAUGGCCAUGAUGAAGAGUAUGAUUGUCCCAUUUUAGAUGAAGAUAGAGUCAUUGAUGAGUUAGAAAACCAAAUGAAAGAAGGUGGCGUGAUUGUUGAUUACCAUGGUUGUAACUUCUUCCCUGAACGCUGGUUUCAUAUAGUUUUUGUGCUGAGAACAGAUAACAGCAUACUCUACAAAAGACUUGAAACAAGGGGUUAUAAUGAAACGAAGCUACAACACAAUAUUCAGUGUGAAAGUUUUCAAGUUCUUCAUGAAGAAACCAGAGCCUCCUACAGUGAAAAAAUAGUAUGUCAGUUGGUUAGCAGUGACCCAGAAGAUCCAGAGAAUAAUAUAAACCAGAUACUGAAAUGGAUUGAAGAGUGGAUGAAAAUUAUAGCGGUUGACUUUCAAGACUUGUCAGCUGACAGUCACUCUUAUUGCUCUCUCUGCCCACAUCAUAGAAAUUGUCCAAGUAUCAGUAAAACUUUUAUAUUAACAUUGUGUUGCAGGACUAGUUUGUGA
This is a messenger RNA of Chrysochloris asiatica (Cape golden mole), 636 nucleotides long. RefSeq names its product adenylate kinase isoenzyme 6-like. The coding region runs from base 1 to 636 and encodes 211 amino acids. The transcript has a single exon. Gene Ontology annotation, molecular function: AMP kinase activity; ATP binding; ATP hydrolysis activity. Gene Ontology annotation, cellular component: nucleus; cytoplasm. Lineage: Eukaryota; Metazoa; Chordata; Mammalia; Afrosoricida; Chrysochloridae. The record is from RefSeq and is a predicted model, not a curated record.